UUUAAAUGUUUUCAUUUUCACUUGUAAAAAUCAUGUUGAUUAUGUUGACUGGUUAAUUUAUUUCUUAUUUAAUUAGUAUGUUUAAUUGUUCUUUCAGUAAAUUAAUUGGUAAUUCAUUAUGAGUCUAUUUAGGCAAUCGAUGCGAUUGCUUAGAGACAAUCGAGUCUCAUCCACCAUGAUCGCUUCCAGUGGAUUUGUUUACUCUCGGUGUUAUAACUUAUCACCUUUAUUAUCAUCUUCUUGUACUCUGACCUUAAUUAAAUCAUAUAAAACUGUAUCUAAGCCUGGUAAACCUUUUGAACGAAUGUAUCCAACUGGACGUUCUGUGGUUUUCCAUUUGAAACGAUUAUCUGAUUCAAUGAAGCUACAAGAGAUUGAAGGAUCAGCCAUUCUUGAAGAUUCUACUUUUAAAGAUAUAAUUCAAGAUUUAGUCAUUAAUUUAGAAAAUACUUCAUUGUUUUACAAUUAUUCGAUCAACGAUUUAUGUUCUAUAUAUCGUAGUUUACUGGAGAUUGGCCUGGAAAAGAACCAUGAAGUAAUUGACCUUUUGGAGCAAAUGAUUUGUAAUGGACUUGAUGAAGCGACGAUAAGUGAUUUUCGUAUUCUAAUUGCUAUUCAUCAUCUCAUCUAUCAAACGAAAAAUGGUAAAAAAUUAUUCAGUGAAAUAUCUUACCGAAUGGAGCAUUUGAUUUCCAAUAUGAAUUUAGAACAAUUAAUUGGACUAUUAAGCUCACCAGUUGAUCGAAUGCCAACUAAUUUCCUGGAGAAAGUGGAGCAAACAUCAACCAUCGCAAUCUCCCAAAUAACUGAUCAUAAACCUUUCGCUGGACUUUAUUUGAAAUUUUUCGUACGAUUGGCCAAUUAUGGUCGUCGACCUUUACCCCUGUUACAUGCAUUAAAAAACGGACUCAAGGAAUGUGACCUAACCGAUUAUCCGGAUCCUUUGCAUCUAAUCAACACAAUCGCUGCUCUAAACAAACUUAACUAUUCUGAUCUACUUUUAUUGCAGAAAAUUGAAGCCUCACUAAUCAUCAACGAUAAUCUGAAACUCGUUAAAAUCAAUGGACUUUCUGCUUUACUAACUGCCGCUGGUAAAAUGAAUUGGAGAUGUGAUUCAAUUUUAAAUCAAGUGUCACAAUUUAUUCUCGAUGAAAGUUUACCCCUUCGGCAACAAGAGAUGGUCUCAUUUGUUUUGGCCGCGUCCAAAUUAAACUUUCACCACGAUCUAUUACCUAAUCUAUUGAGUGAGAAAAUAUUACCUCAAAUUGAUACAAAAUCUUUAACCGAUUCAUCCAUUUACCUUGAUUUCGUCUGGUCCCUGGUGAUCAUGGGACUAGUUCCCGUUAAUAUGCUUGAAUCCAUUUGCAAUCCAUCGUUCAUUCAAAUGUUAAAAUCCAACAAGAACCCGGAAGCCAAAUUUUCCAAAUGGAAACUGGCCAAUAUUUUGACCUUCUCUCGAUUAAAUAAUAUCAAAGUCAAUGAUAAUAUCGAUUUAUCAAGUUUCCAAGCUCCACCGAGAAGUAUUGAAUCAACUAAUCAGGGAGCUUUUACCACCGAAAUGUUAACCAGUUUCAUCGCCAGAAAACAAGAUUUAAUUACUAAUUUCGAAUCACCAGUUGGUUGUCUUAUUGAUGCUGAAUUCAUUAUGAACAAAGAUUUAAAAGUAUUACCAAUCAGUGAUUUCGGAAACCAUGUUAAUCCAUUGAAAGAUGUACCCGCUGAUUAUAAAAGAAUUAGUAUAAUUGGAUUUGGUUUCAAGGAUUUAAUCAUUAAUGAUUCCAGUCUAAUUGGACCGAGGAGAUUUGUUGUUGACGCUUUAAACAAAUUGGGAACCAAUGUAAUUGUUAUUAGAUCUAAUGAUUUAAAUCAACAAAUGAAGCCCGUUGAUAGAGUUAAAACCCUUCGUACUAAAAUAAUUGAGAUUUUUUCUUAGUCAAAAAUUUUGAAUGUUAAAUAAAUUUAAUUGGAAAACAAUUAACAA
Messenger RNA from Panonychus citri (citrus red mite), 1981 nucleotides. RefSeq lists its product as uncharacterized. Gene Ontology annotation, biological process: regulation of mitochondrial mRNA stability. NCBI's taxonomy places the organism in Eukaryota, Metazoa, Arthropoda, Arachnida, Trombidiformes, Tetranychidae. The record is from RefSeq and is a predicted model, not a curated record. The coding region runs from base 119 to 1933 and encodes 604 amino acids. The transcript is spliced from 3 exons.